AAAACAGAUGGAACCCAUAUUCCAAUAUCUACCCUUGGCCUCUUUUCAAAGUAUUUCUAGGGUGACAGUUGGGAGGAAAUGGGAAAAAAAAAAUAUUUGGACACAAGCUCUUUUUUCCACUGGGCUUUGAGAAAAUCCCCAUCUUGUGUGCUCCCAGUGUAUCUCUCACUGAUAAGUUCACUCAUAAAACCAGGGCCUUCUCCAGGGCCACGCUGACAGAACUCCCACGGACACACCAUGAUUAGGAGCCUGCUGCUGUCCGCUUUGGUGGCUGGAGCCCUCAGUUGUGGGGUCCCCACUUACCCACCUGGUAUGUCUAGGAUGUAUGGUGGUGAAGAAGCGAGGCCCAACAGCUGGCCCUGGCAGGUCUCCCUGCAGUACAGCUCCAAUGGCCAGUGGUACCACACCUGUGGAGGGUCCCUGAUAGCCAACAACUGGGUCCUGACGGCCGCCCACUGCAUCAGCUCCUUCAGGACCUACCGCGUGGUGCUGGGACAGCACAACCUCUACACUGCAGAGUCCGGCUCGCUGGCUGUCAGUGUCUCUAAGACUGUGGUGCACCAGAACUGGAACUCCGACCAGGUCUCCAAAGGGUACGACAUUGCCCUGGUCAAACUGGCUAACCCCGUCUCCCUCACCGACAAGAUCCAGCUGGCCUGCCUUCCUCCUGCUGGUACCAUUCUACCUAACAUACCCUGCUACGCCACGGGCUGGGAAAUCUGCAGAGUGAUUGCAAAUAACUAA
Molecule: messenger RNA, 744 nt
Organism: Chlorocebus sabaeus (green monkey)
Lineage: Eukaryota; Metazoa; Chordata; Mammalia; Primates; Cercopithecidae
Source: RefSeq, a predicted model, not a curated record